Messenger RNA from Spinacia oleracea (spinach), 1239 nucleotides. RefSeq lists its product as uncharacterized. The transcript is spliced from 7 exons. NCBI's taxonomy places the organism in Eukaryota, Viridiplantae, Streptophyta, Magnoliopsida, Caryophyllales, Amaranthaceae. Gene Ontology annotation, biological process: translation. The record is from RefSeq and is a predicted model, not a curated record. Gene Ontology annotation, cellular component: ribosome. Bases 90 to 932 code for a protein of 280 amino acids. Gene Ontology annotation, molecular function: structural constituent of ribosome.
UAAUAACAAAAAAAAAAGAGACACUCUGCACUUCAAAACUCUUAAACCCAUAAACCCAGACAAGCGAAGCAGGUCUGAGAGUGUUUUCCAUGGCGAAAAGGAUCUUGGCUUCCCUCCACCACCAUUUGCUCCGCCCUCAUGCUCAUCUUCCUUCCCUCGGUGUUUCAUGUAGUAGACUAAUUUCAACAACCACUGUGACUUCAAAUUCAAGUAAUGAUGAAAUCCCAUCUGAUUUACUUAUGCCCAAGAAAACUGCUUUCAUUCCAGAUCGUAAUCAAGGGGUGUACCAGGAUGUAGUAAUCCCUGUGACAAAUUUUCAUUUUGAAAAUAAGGGACUUAUGUCAUUAGCUGGGGAUGUGUUUGAUGUACCAAUCAGGAAAGAUAUUGUUCAUAGAGUUGUGAGAUGGCAGCUUGCCAAACGUCAACAGGGAACUCAUUCCACUAAAACAAUCAGUGAGGUAAGUGGAACUGGGAGAAAGCCGCAUCCCCAGAAGGGUACUGGUCGAGCAAGGCAGGGAUCACGACGUAGUCCUCAUAUGAGAGGAGGUUCUACCAUGCAUGGUCCUAAACCACGGAGUCAUGCUUUUAAACUAAACAAAAAGGUUCGGCGUUUGGGCUUGAAGAUUGCAUUAUCAGCACGCGCUGCAGAAGGGAAGCUUGUGAUUUUUGAUGACCUGGAGGUCCCUACUCACAAGACCAAAAACAUUGUUCAUUGGGUCAACGGGCUGGACGAUUCAAAGAAAUUGCUGUUGGUUGAUGAUGGUGUUAUUAAUGAAAAGUUGAAGUUGGCUACACAGAAUAUACAUUACGUUAAUGUGUUGCCUUCAAUUGGUUUGAAUGUCUACAGUAUCUUGCAGCAUGACACUUUGGUAAUGUCUCGUGCUGCUGUGAACCGGAUAGUUGAGCGGAUGAACACCCCAAUCAAACGGUGAGGAUAUGAGAAUUCGUAGUCAUAUUUUUUCAGGAGAUUUCAAACGACGUACAAUUUGGCAGCUAAAAAUGGGAUGUAGUUUAAAGUUGUUCAAGUUCAACCCAUUUCACUUAGCUUAGGAUGAAAUAUACUUGUACUUUCUCUGUAUGUGUCAACCAACCUGAUUGAACUGUGUGCAUGUAUUACUUGGCACAUUACAUGGCUUUUCAUGAAGCUGUAAAUCGUCUUAGCUCACAUGAGCCUUUCCCUGGCUUGUUAAUGUGAGCUUGAUACUUCAAUAAGGAACAAAACCUCUAGAUUGUGAUUUA